Capronia epimyces CBS 606.96 is the source of this 855-nucleotide messenger RNA. RefSeq lists its product as uncharacterized. Bases 1 to 855 code for a protein of 284 amino acids. The transcript is spliced from 7 exons. Lineage: Eukaryota; Fungi; Ascomycota; Eurotiomycetes; Chaetothyriales; Herpotrichiellaceae. Gene Ontology annotation, cellular component: plasma membrane. Gene Ontology annotation, molecular function: acetate transmembrane transporter activity. The record is from RefSeq and is a predicted model, not a curated record.
AUGCGCGACGAGCACGAUUACGAGAUGGACCACAUCGAGAAGGGUCAUCAUCCGCAACAGCACGAGAUCAACCAGCAGGACGGGGGCGACGGGCUUCAGCACCUGGAUCGCCUGCACACCACCAUCACACUGUCGCCUGAGCAGUUUGAAAAGCUCUAUCUUGCGCCUAUUGGCCGGCAUCAGCCGAGUCUGGCGAAAAAGUUCGGGAACCCAACGCCACUAGCCAUCGCAAGCUUUGUGCUGACCACAACUCCCAUCUCUUGCGCGUUGAUGGGCUGGAGAGGUGCCGGUGGAAAUGGAGUGGCGGUCGACGGCGCCAUGGUAUUCCUCGGCGGCACAUUGCUAUUGGUUUCUGGCCUGCUCGAAUUCGUCCUGGGCAAUACCUUUCCCUUCGUUGUCUUUUGUUCAUUCGGUGGGUUCUGGCUUGCUUUUGGAUGCACGCUUCAAGCUUCAUUCGGUGCAGCCGCUCCUUACUCGGCAAGUGGAACCAGCACCGCGGAAGGUCUUGCUUCGGCGGGUUUCAUGAGUACUUUUGGUUUCCUCCUGCUUGCAAUGGACUUGUUGGUCGUGGUCUACGCCAUCUGCGCCACAAGGACCAAUGCGGUAUUUUUCACCAUCUUCCUUUCUUUGGUCGCCGUCUUCUCGUUAUUGACGGCGUCGUUCUGGAGGCUGGCAUUGGGUGAUACCCUGGCGGGCAUGAGGUUGUACAAGGGGGGGGGUGGGAGUCUCUUUGUGACUAGCAUGCUGGGAUGGUACUUGCUUACGGUCCAACUCUUUGAAGCAGUUGGAAUCCCUGUCAACUUACCUGUCGGGGAUCUAAGCGGUCUUUGGGCUCCAAAGAAAGAAUCCGCAUAG